AUGAGGAAUCUGCAAUACCCCGUUGCCCUUCUCGCGGCACUCAUCUCCAAAGCCGGGGCCGUUGACUUUACCAUCGCUGGGGGCCAGAUAUUCACACCUGGGUUUGCUGUUCUUGAUGCGCCUCAACCAGGUACCCCAUUAGGUGGAGAUACUAUCGAGGUAGCUCUUGAUGUGACUGCGAAUGGCAAAUUAAAUCUCCCUCCCUAUAGUGAUGAUAGCCCCAGUCGGAUCAACAACAUCACCAUCUUCCUAUACAGUUAUAACACAGGAAGGAACUUCACAAUAACGAACGGAACGGCCUCAAUAAAUGAUAUAAGUCUAGGAGACAUCAUGGAAUCCGAACCGGGAAGUACUGUCAAACAUGUCAAGUGGCAUUGGCCAGAUUGUCUCAUCGGUGAUGGAAAGCCAGAUACCGCAGACAGUGAUCGUGGAGUCUACAAUAUAUCCAUCCGCCAAAAUUUCCGUCUUAACGGGGAGGAUCACUACACGAUCUUCGACGUGCCAAUCUCGGUAACCAAUAAGAUUGAAUUCACCGGGGACAAUCCGCCUUGUGACCUAGUGAAUAACCCCUUGCUCUCACCAGAGGAGAUCGAUGUCGAGUCUGCUAAUAGUGUCGGCAUUCUAUUCGCACCUGGAGAUUCGACCGUUAUUCAACAGCCCGACUCUACUGACAACCUAGAAAAUGGUCUCGGAAGCAGUGCCAAUACACUGAGGUGGAAGCUGCCAUCAGAACGGCUUUCUUUAUUCCUCAUCAUAUAUUUAUGUAUUCUAUAA
This is a messenger RNA of Daldinia childiae, 774 nucleotides long. RefSeq lists its product as uncharacterized. The coding region runs from base 1 to 774 and encodes 257 amino acids. The transcript has 3 exons. Lineage: Eukaryota; Fungi; Ascomycota; Sordariomycetes; Xylariales; Hypoxylaceae. The record is from RefSeq and is a predicted model, not a curated record.